AUGGUGACAAACUUUUCCGUGGACUGGCUUGCCCAGAGCUGUCAUGACUCCAAACAGGAUCCAGAACCAAUGGAGACUUCUCAGGCUCCUGUGAGAAGACAUGUGCCUUGUGUGGUCCAGCCGAGGCCUCCUACCUUUUAUGACAAGGUUUGCAUUCAGCUCAAAUUGAAAUGUAGCCAGAUUGAUGAGAACACAUGUGCAGUGGAUCAGAAUGAGAAGGAAGGUCUUGUGUUGACGCACUCAGCUCCAAGGAACUGCACCUCUCCGAGCUCUUCUGACAACAGUGGUUACUCUUCUGGCUAUGAGAGCGAAGCAGCUGCUUCCUCCAUCGAAGACGGAAGUGAGGGGGAGAGAGAUGGAGGCGCUCAGCGCAGAAUCAGGACCAAAUUCACUCCAAAGCAAAUCGAGAAGUUGGAGAAAAUCUUCAACAAGCACAAAUACCUGGAUGCGAGUGAGAGGGUUCAAACCGCACAGAGUCUCAAUCUAUCCGAAACUCAGGUUCGGACCUGGUUUCAGAAUCGCAGGAUGAAACUGAAGCGUGAGGUUCAGGACUUGAGAGCUGAGUACACCCUCCCCGCCCUGUCCCACAUCCUCUUCCCAGCACUCCCUUCGCUCCCCUUCCACUGCAGCGGACAGCGUGGGACUUUCCCCGCAGCUUGUCACGUGUCAACCCCGCAUGUGAUCGCAGCCGUGCCUGUUCAUCAGCCGCUCAUUCCUCAGCCCUGCCACAUGAUCCCCGUGCACCAUUACUACUAG
This is a messenger RNA of Neoarius graeffei (lesser salmon catfish), 756 nucleotides long. Its product is annotated as homeobox protein vent1-like. Gene Ontology annotation, molecular function: RNA polymerase II cis-regulatory region sequence-specific DNA binding; DNA-binding transcription factor activity, RNA polymerase II-specific. The record is from RefSeq and is a predicted model, not a curated record. Lineage: Eukaryota; Metazoa; Chordata; Actinopteri; Siluriformes; Ariidae. Gene Ontology annotation, biological process: cell differentiation; regulation of transcription by RNA polymerase II. The transcript has 3 exons. The coding region runs from base 1 to 756 and encodes 251 amino acids. Gene Ontology annotation, cellular component: nucleus.